Messenger RNA from Hippocampus comes (tiger tail seahorse), 3457 nucleotides. It is a transcript of the gene mertka, whose product is annotated as c-mer proto-oncogene tyrosine kinase a. Gene Ontology annotation, cellular component: signaling receptor complex; plasma membrane. Gene Ontology annotation, biological process: nervous system development; positive regulation of kinase activity; cell migration. Bases 170 to 2998 code for a protein of 942 amino acids. The transcript is spliced from 19 exons. NCBI's taxonomy places the organism in Eukaryota, Metazoa, Chordata, Actinopteri, Syngnathiformes, Syngnathidae. Gene Ontology annotation, molecular function: ATP binding; protein binding; transmembrane receptor protein tyrosine kinase activity. The record is from RefSeq and is a predicted model, not a curated record.
GUAAACUUUUUCUCCGCAGAGGCCAACGUGAUUUGGUAUCAACAAAUCUCCAAGCUGCGUCAAAGCUCUGCUGGUGUGAUGUGGGUCAGUUGUGCAGUCGAGUCUACGCUGGCAUAAUUAUUAAGUGGGUAGUUUUCCGACUGCUUGGACAUAGACGUACAGAAGGAAAAUGGCAAACAAGCUGACUUCAAAUGGCUGGUUUGGAUUUAUACUCUACACCGCAACCAUGGCACUGACUGGUUGGAAUUCCAGCCGCGCCCAAGAAUCCAUCAAGCAUCUCCAGCGGCCUGUCAGGAAUUCUGAGCCUCUGGUUGUGCCGGUCCAUGUUUCAAAGAUGUACCUCAGCCCGGAUGAGCUAAGACGGCUCCAUUUUAAGACCACCACGGACUCUAUCCAGUUGUCGGAAGGACAUGAGGCAAAGUUCAGCUGCUCCAUUGAUAUUCCUGAUACCCAGCUGGAACCCACCAUUUUGUGGAUGAAGAAUGGCCAGGACCUGGCUACUAAUAUGCAGGUACUAAUCAAUGAACUGCAGACCAUCACAGACACGGCAACAACGCUCCUUUCCACUGUCAGCAUUACCCAGGUGCAGAGGGCAGAUGCUGGUGAGUACCGCUGUAGGCUCAGCAUCGGCAACAUGAUGGUGGAGUCUCACCCUAUCACCAUCAGGGUUGAAGGCCUUCCAACCUUUAUCCAGCAACCUGAGGACAGAAACAUAACAAAGGACACUCCUUUUAAUCUGUCAUGUAAGGCGGUCGGACCUCCAGACCCCAUCAAGAUUCGCUGGCUGCGUGAUGGCGUACCUGUUGGUGACUACCAUAGAUCGCCCAGCACUUACAAUGUGGAAAGUGUCGACAAGUACACUCAGUUCAACUGUGAAGCUUAUAACUCGAAAGGGGUCAGUACAUCAAGGGAGGCAAACAUCAACAUUAAAGUGCUUCCCAGGACUGUGUCUAAUUUGAGUGUGAUUGCAAGGGAGUCCAAUAAAUUGAUGUUAAGUUGGGUGCCCGGACAUGAUGGCUUCUCUCCAUUGACCAAGUGCCACAUCAGGUUGAAAAAGGUGAGUCGCAGGAUAGGGGAGGUGACGAUAACCAGGUUCAUCAACGUCACGGUGCCGCCAUUCCAAUGUGAAGUCCCUGGGCUGCAAGCCAUGACGUCUUACAACAUGAGUGUUUCCUGCAGCAAUGAGGUGGGGACUUCUCCAGUCUCCUCUUGGAUCCAGAGCAACACAACAGAGGGAGUGCCAUCAGUGUAUCCUCGAAACGUCACCGUGCAGCUGAAUGAAACAUGGCUGGUGAUCCGGUGGAAGCCUCCGCCGGAUGAUAAAAUAAACGGUAUACUGCAAGGCUAUGACAUAAUUGUCCGCCAUGGGACGCAGGUUAACAAGAUCCACAGCUACACCAACACGGCCUAUGUAGCGGUGCACGAUUUCAACAUCACGUACAGUGUGGAGGUGGCUGCAUGCACACGUGCUGGAAGCGGGAUGGUCAGCCCACGAGUCUGGCUGUUUGUGCCAGAAGACAAAUCCGGUCCAUCACCGUCCUCAAGCCCCGACACCAAGAUUCCAGAUGCUGUCAGUGUUGUUCUGGGUGUGGUGUGUGGAAUCUGUCUUUUGAUGCUUGUCCUCUGGGUGGCUAUCUGUGUACACAACAGGACAUCUGACUCUUGGCUUGGGCGGUUGUUGGGAAGUGGACAAAAGCAACAGCCAAUUGUCCACUACAAGCCUCAGAGAUCCUACAAUCGAGCUGCGGUUGGAGUAACACUUGUAAACCUGGGUGUCAGCAAUGAACUCCAUGCCAAAUUGCAGGAUGUGAUGGUCAUGAGGAACUUGCUAUCAGUAGGAAAGAUUCUUGGAGAAGGUGAAUUUGGCUCAGUGAUGGAAGGUCAUUUAAGACAACCAGAUGGGACAUCGGAAAAAGUUGCUGUGAAGACAAUGAAAUUGGAUAGCUUUUCCCAGAGAGAAAUAGAGGAGUUCCUGAAUGAGGCAGCCUGCAUGAAAGAUUUCCACCAUCCUAAUGUCAUCAGGCUGCUGGGUGUGUGCCUGGAAAUGAGUGCCGGACACUUCCCCAAGCCAAUGGUCAUCCUGCCCUUUAUGAAAUAUGGAGAUCUACACACCUUCCUGCUGCGCUCACGGCUGGGAGAGAAUCCAGUAUUCUUACCAACACAGACACUUCUGAAGUUCAUGGUCGACAUUGCCUCUGGUAUGGAGUAUCUCAGCGGUCGGAACUUUCUGCAUCGCGACCUGGCCGCUCGCAACUGCAUGCUGCGAGAUGACAUGACGGUAUGUGUAGCCGACUUCGGCUUAUCCAAGAAGAUCUACAGUGGAGAUUAUUACCGGCAGGGCAGAAUCGCCAAAAUGCCUGUCAAAUGGAUCGCAGUUGAAAGUCUGGCAGACAGAGUAUUUACUGUCAAAAGUGAUGUGUGGGCAUUCGGUGUAACCAUGUGGGAGAUCGCUACACGAGGGAUGACACCAUAUCCGGGCAUACAGAACCAUGAGAUUUAUGACUACCUCCUUGAAGGACACAGGCUCAAGCAGCCAACAGACUGUUUGGAUGACCUGUAUGAGAUCAUGUACAGCUGUUGGAGGGCCGAUCCUCUGGACCGACCCCUUUUUUCCAAACUGCGAAAAAUGCUGGAAAAAAUCACAGAAAGGUUUCCAGAGUCUUUCAGUAAAGAGGAUAUCAUCUACAUCAACACCAGCUUCCAGGAUGAGAGCCUUGAUGGAGAGGCCGCAGAAGAUCCUGUGCUCAGCUCUUCACCUUCCUGCAGCCACCAGGGAGCAGAAAGCGCAACAGUUACUGCAGACGUUCACGGGAGCAUGGAAGAUGACAGUGACGAUGGUCGUUAUGUGGUGGUUAUCUCCCCAGAUAUUUCACCAAGAUCGCCAACACUGGAUACUCCUCUUUUGUCGAGUGAUUCGUCAAAUCGCUCAAACGGCAAUAUAGUUCCUGAUGGUACGCGGACAGAUCACAACUCCAGUGAUAUUUCCCACCUGCUGUAAAGUUUGGUAUCAAGAACUUUUAAGGUAUUGAAUUGUGUUGAAAAUUCUCUUGCGUACUAAACAUUUUGCACUGAAAGCACCCAUAAUGUUAUUUAGUGUCAUAAGCGAAUGAUGGUUUGGUCAGCUUAGUUUAUGUCAAUGUUGAUGUCAACCUAAAAACAUGUUUGCACAUAAACUUAGAUUUCACUAGACUGUGAAAUGGUUUUCUGUAGUAUUUUGUUCCUGUUGAUGUAUAUAUAUAUAUAUAUAGUAAAGUAAAUAACGUACAUAAAUGCAUAUUGUAUGCUGUAAGAAUAAAUAAUUUAUAGAGUAUUUCAGGAGUAUUUUUCCUCUAAUCAGUGUCAUGAUUUCAAGGCUCUCCUUAUGGUCCCAAUAGUGGCUGAAAAUAUUUUAUACAAACCUCAAUUCCAAUGACAUUGGACUGUUGUAUAAAACGUAAAUAAAAACAGAAUACAAUGA